Messenger RNA from Ruditapes philippinarum (Manila clam), 861 nucleotides. RefSeq names its product surfeit locus protein 2-like. The coding region runs from base 83 to 808 and encodes 241 amino acids. The transcript has 6 exons. NCBI's taxonomy places the organism in Eukaryota, Metazoa, Mollusca, Bivalvia, Venerida, Veneridae. The record is from RefSeq and is a predicted model, not a curated record.
UACGGGAAAUAACGGUCUGCAAUUUUUUAGUCGAUCCUUGAUCAAAGGGAGAUAACAAAGUAAAAAACAACAACACGUGAAAAUGUCAAAGAAAUUAAAAUCACUUCUUACUGACCACCCUUCUUUAAACUAUAGCGAAGUGACUGGAAAGGUAACAUGUUCACUAUCUGGUCAUGAGAUGCCAUAUAAGGAAGAAGCUAUCAGAAGUUAUGUUACCGGGAAGAAGUACAUAAAACUCUUGGAAAGAGAGGACAAAAACUAUGAGAAGUACAAGCCUCAUCUGGUACCCAGCACAAAGAAACAUCAUGAGCACCAGUUAUUCUGUACACUGACAAUGUGUCAUGUAAAUAAGACAUUAGCUCAUGUAGAAAGACAUGUUAAUGGAGGAAAAUUCAAGAGAUUUUUGGCAAGAUGGGAGGAAUGCCAGAGAACUGGGAAAGAGUAUCGUCCACCAAGAGGUAGAAGGAAAGUUCAGGAAAAUCUAGAUUUGAGAAAGAGAGCUUACUCUGUGGAGGAAGGUGGAGAGGAUGAUGAAGGGGAGAUAAGUGAUACUGACAGUCUAAGUGAUCUAUAUCCAGCAGCUGAUAAAGUGACUUUAGAGGAUCAGGUUGAGCACGGGGAAGUAGCUGGUGGUAGUCAGGUAGAUGAAGAUGAUGAUUCUGAUUUUGAGUUUGAAGAAAUGGAAACAGAAAAUAUCAAACAAUCUCCAAAUAAAACUGAUACAGAACAGAGAGGACAGAAAAGAAAUAAAUUCAAGGCUGGAAGACAUUCAAAGCAAUCUAAGAAGAAAAUGCAAAAGAUAACCUGAAAGUUCUGUAAUUAUUUAUUUUUGAUCAUAGCUAAUAAAGUCACUAAACAUUG